GCUGGAGCAAAUGCACUUGUCAGUGAAGUUCGCCGUCAAGAUAAAGGAACAUAUCCUCUAAAGCAGGGUUUUAUUGCACCGUUUUGUGCUAUAUAGCAUUGCUUAACUUUUAGGACCAUGGCUGCAAAAAUUUUGCCUGUAGCCAAGUUUGCAACAAAACUUACCCUUGCAGGUGGCGCCCUUUAUGUUGCCUAUGAUUCAGGGCUUCUUGGAGAUGGUAAAGAGGGAUCUGUCGCCUUGGGACGAGUUAAAGAUGCCUUCCCACCUGCUGUGGAGGAGUGGAUGAAGUAUUUCGGCUUCGAGCUUCCUGCCACGCCCAAAAUUGAGUUCUCACCACUGGAUGCAUGGAACUCAGGGGUCCAGAAGUCUUUCCAUGCCCUAUCAGUCGCCCCGUCCACAGCUAGUGACUACACCAAACAAGCCCUCCAGUACGUUAAAGACCUCACAAAAUGAGCAUUUACAACUUUAAAAUGAGUAAAAGUUGCUAUUGAAACAUUUCAGUGGAUGAGACUUACUCACUUCAAGAGGUAUAUUGCCAUGCAUAUAUGUCACAGACUAAAUUCCGUUAAGUUUUGAGGAACAACAAGUAGAAUGAUUAAAAAAUAUGAAUAUAAUAAUGGUAUAAACCAAAUUGUUCCGUUUUUCAGUUUUUUCCCCUUUGGUAACAGUUGUAAAGCUUUGAGAGGAGUCAAAAAUAAUUUGAAGAUCAUAAUAUAAGUGUUAUCUAUAUGUGUAUUGUUAUUCAAGUCUUUUAUUUAUUUAAGAAAUCUCUUCCUGGAAGUGUUCUGUACUGAUUUAGAUGAUUCAAGGUUAUUUUCCCCUUGAAUCAUCUGAAAUGCACCCUUUUGUAUAGGCACUAAAGGACUGCAACUGAGUUUUGUAUAGUUUAUAAUUCCAUGUUGCUCUGUCUGAUGUAAAAUAAACAAUGUCAAAUAUUU
Carassius carassius (crucian carp) is the source of this 938-nucleotide messenger RNA. RefSeq names its product MICOS complex subunit MIC13-like. NCBI's taxonomy places the organism in Eukaryota, Metazoa, Chordata, Actinopteri, Cypriniformes, Cyprinidae. The transcript is spliced from 4 exons. The record is from RefSeq and is a predicted model, not a curated record. Gene Ontology annotation, biological process: cristae formation. The coding region runs from base 118 to 453 and encodes 111 amino acids. Gene Ontology annotation, cellular component: mitochondrial crista junction; MICOS complex.